AUGGUAGAGACAAGGCAUUCCGUAGCAGAGGAGGCCUUCCAAAGGCUCGUCAAGGAAAGAAAGGCUUAUGAAAAUGAACUGGCUGCUCUAAGAGAAAAGCUUGCCACGAUGGGUGAGGCAGAAGACAGAUACACCAGGAGAUUAAUCGAGGAUCAGAUAAAAGAGACAUGCAAAGCUCUUGAGAUGGUUGACAGGCAAGUGUUGAAGUUUUCAUGUUCCCAGGAAGAGAAAUAA
Molecule: messenger RNA, 234 nt
Organism: Encephalitozoon cuniculi GB-M1
Lineage: Eukaryota; Fungi; Microsporidia; Unikaryonidae
Exons: 1
Coding region: 1-234 (77 amino acids)
Source: RefSeq, marked provisional